Messenger RNA from Paraglomus occultum, 1572 nucleotides. Lineage: Eukaryota; Fungi; Glomeromycota; Glomeromycetes; Paraglomerales; Paraglomeraceae. The record is from the annotation of a GenBank genome assembly.
AUGGACUAUGUAAAAGUUGUUCAACAGACGUCUGGAUUAGUAAUAUUCCCAGUCAAAAACGGCAUUAUAAGUUUAGUGCGUGAUAUUGGAGAUAUUCCUGAAACCUUGAGGAUCCUCUUGGUCGGAGUUCAUGGCUGGGGGCCAAUUUAUAGUAAUAGCACAAGGACUUCUGACGAACUACUUAGGCGAGCACGAAUCGAAUUCAAAAACUAUGUUCCCAAUUCCAUUUUCUACGAGCACGUAAUCGCAUCAGAUGGAACGGUAUCUCAACGUGUUGAGGAUGCUUGGGAAUCAGUCCAGAGCAAGAAGGAUGGUGCAUUCAAAAGAUGCGACAUUGUAUGUUUCCUUGCCCAUAGUCAGUCCUUGGUUGCCGAUUUGGAUUUCUUGACGUUCAUUGCUACUGUUAUUUUUCUAGUUGGCAAAAAAUUUGGCCUUAUCUCAUUUGCAGGCGUACAUCAAGGAACAUACGAACCUCGGGCAGUAAUUACCAAGAUGCCUCGUGCCGCUACAGCAGAGUUAUGGCACUUGUCAGAUGAGACAGAGGAGACCACAAAGACGUACAGGGAAGCAGUGAAGAGAGUUUUACAAUCUGGCGGACGGAUCGUUGCGUUCCACAGCUACGGUGAUCAGGUUGUCUGUCUGUCUUCUUCGACUAUGAACGAUAUCGCCUUGAAUCAUGAAAAUCUUGCCAUAGGAUUAUAUAUACCACAGUCCCUUGCACCCAACUAUCCAAAAGAUCUAUUGGCAUCAAUGGCAGCUUUAUAUUGUAAAGGGCGCAAUGUUGGCUUACGAUGGGACCAGAAUCUGGGAAAGGUACUAAAAGAAACUGAAAGUCUAUCCCGUCUGGCGUUUUUGAAAUAUGUAAGCAACAUUCACGUAACUUCUUCUUUAUCAACUCCAGAAACGCUGCAGGAAUUUAUAACGUCUCAGGUUCAACUCGCACAGUCCCACUCGUUGCUCUCGUCCGAUGCAACGAUGAUUAUGAGUUCGUUUAAAGACUUUUGGAAUGGAAAUAAAUACAGAGAGUUUGAAGAAGAUUGGCGUAGAAUGAAUGUAGCUUGGGAGGAAAUUAAACUUAGUAGAGCCCCAUUACAGACGAAUGAGAAUGAAGUACUGACUUCAGCUAAACGUAUUUCUGGGCUCUGUCAAAUUUAUCGAUACCAACACACGUCGAAUGAUAGAGCCGAACUUCCUCAAAAGUCAACUAGCCAGUCUCAUCAAAAUAUAAUCGAUCAGGAUGUAGAGUGGCCCGCUAUUCCUCCAAUCCCACGAGUUAACGAAGAUAUUGAGAAGAAAAGAGCUCGGUUGGUUUAUCAGUCACGAAAACGUGGUAUUCUCGAAACGGAUUUAAUUCUCUCUACCUUUGCUAAUAAGUAUUUGCACGAAUUUUCGGAAGAGGAACUGGCAGAGUAUGAUCAACUGUUAGACGUGCCAGAUUGGGACAUAUAUUACUUUGCUACUAACAAGAAGACAGUACCGGAGCAGUUAGAAAAGAGUGGAGUAUUCCAAAAGUUAAAGGAGCAUGUAAAAAAUGAAGGAAAAGUUAUUCUAAGAAUGCCUGAUCUGCGGUAA